Pogona vitticeps (central bearded dragon) is the source of this 1503-nucleotide messenger RNA. It is a transcript of the gene NTHL1, whose product is annotated as nth like DNA glycosylase 1. Gene Ontology annotation, biological process: nucleotide-excision repair; base-excision repair, AP site formation; base-excision repair. Lineage: Eukaryota; Metazoa; Chordata; Lepidosauria; Squamata; Agamidae. Gene Ontology annotation, cellular component: nucleus. The record is from RefSeq and is a predicted model, not a curated record. Gene Ontology annotation, molecular function: DNA binding; oxidized pyrimidine nucleobase lesion DNA N-glycosylase activity; DNA-(apurinic or apyrimidinic site) endonuclease activity.
AUGUAUCCUGAUCUGGGCGAGUUAACCCCUGGGCCAGCUGGAUUGUUGGGCUCUUCUUGCCUGCCUUUUCCUGUGCGGAGUCAGGGCGUCCGGAUCGUGCUUCUGCAGAGGAAAUGUGUUUUUUUUCCACGUUUGGCUCCCUUUCCGUGGAACGUGAGCACACCAGUCGGCCCUGGCGUGCCCUUUCCAGGGAUCUCUGUGUCCCUGAAAGGUUUCCUCCCGCCCCUGUCCUGGAACAUAAGUGCAGUGGAUGAAACUCUGAGCAGAAAGCAUCACCGGAGACGGAAGGAGGUCGGCAUCGCAUAUGACCCUCCAGAAAGGGAUGGCUCUGAGGAGGCAAACGAUCUGGAAGCCAAGAAGCCGAAAUGGGAGCCAAAGAACUGGAAGCAACAGCUGGCCCAUAUCCAGGAGAUGCGGAAGGAGAGAGAUGCGCCCGUCGAUCAGAUGGGGGCCGGCAAAUGCUUUGAUGCUGACGCCCCUCCAGAGGUGAGGCGCUACCAGGUCCUGCUAUCACUCAUGCUCUCCAGCCAGACGAAAGAUCAAGUGACGUCGGCCGCCAUGAUGCGCCUGCGGGAGCACGGCCUGACGGUGGACAACAUCCUGGAGACGGAUGACACAACUCUAGGCCAGCUCAUUUACCCCGUGGGGUUUUGGAAGCGCAAAGUCCAGUACAUCAAGCAGACCACCGCCAUCCUGAAGCGGGACUACGGGGGCGACAUUCCCCAGACCGUAGAGAAGCUGGUCAAGCUGCCUGGGGUGGGCCCCAAGAUGGCCCAUUUGGUCAUGGACAUCGCCUGGCAGGAAAUCUCUGGAAUCGGGGUCGACACGCACGUGCAUCGGAUCUGCAACCGCCUGAGAUGGACCGAGAAGGAGACGGCGCAUCCCGAGGAGACUCGGAGGGCUCUGGAGGAGUGGCUCCCGAGGGAUCUCUGGAGCGAGAUCAACUGGCUGCUGGUUGGAUUUGGCCAGCAGAUCUGUUUGCCGGUAAACCCACGCUGCGCGGCGUGCUUGAACCACAGCAUCUGCCCAGCUUCCCGGAAGCGCUGAGGCCCCACUGCAGCCCCGGCGCUCGGGAGAAUGAGCUGCCCUUCCUAGUUUUCUGCUGCCCUGGGGGAACGAGAUUCCCGGGAAGAUCCGGGAGCUCACGGCCAGGCUGAGGAGGCUCUAACGGCCCUGUCGUCAUCUUUGGCACAAUCGCUUCAGCCACUGGGAUUUUGACUCCGCAAUGCAGUCGCGCUACAGCGACGCACCGUUCCUGGGUGGAAGAGAUUCAGAGCGCCCGCAUGCGCCAGAAGGGGGAACAUGGAAAUGUUUCUGGCGUGGCCGCCUUCUCAGACUCCACGUAAGCGGCUGUGUCAUAAACAAAAUAAUAGGCAUAUUUGAAUACACGGUGCCGGUAGAAAGGUAGAAAUCUAGCCUUCUCAGGUGGGCACAUAGAGGUUCGCCAGACUCACCUUCGUGCGGGAAAGCCAGGAGGGAGAUCUUGGUUUGGGUGCUGUUUUC